AUGAAAACGGUCGGUAUCGCGUACAACGAUCUCAUUCCGGAGGCGCUGGAUCUGGCCCAUGCCAUCGUGGGCGAAUUGAACCUCGGCGCGAACAGUUGGAUCUUGAGGGCCGAAGACGCCGAAGAUCUGUACGUGCGCGCCGCAGAAACAGACCUCGUCAUUACCAUCGGCGGCGAUGGGACGAUCUUGAGGGUUAACCGGGCGAUAGCUCCCCGGGGGAUCCCGUUGCUGGGGAUCAACAUGGGCCGCUUGGGAUUCAUGACCGAACUGACCGUGCCCGGCGUGAUGGAGCAAUUGCCGCGCUACCUGGCCGGCGGCAUGCGCGUGUCCGAGCACAGCAUGUUGAUGGCAUCGGUGUAUCGGCGUGGUGAAGACGAGGCGUCGGUCGCCGAGGGACCCUACCACGCCCUGAACGACGUGGUGCUAUCCCGCAGCCGCGUGUCCCGGGUCAUCACGGUCCGGGCGGUGAUCGACGGCGCGGACGUGUCGACUUUCCGCGCUGAUGGGGUAAUUCUGGCGACGGCAACCGGCAGCACCGGUUACAGUUUCGCCGCCGGCGGGCCAAUUUUGGACCCGCUUUCAGACGACGUGGUGCUGACUCCGCUGGCGUCCCACGUGGGUCUGACGACCACGCUGGUGCUGCGGCCGACCAGCAGCGUGGACUUUCACCUGGAGGGUUCGCAGGAAGCGAUCAUCAGCGUGGACGGGUUCGAGAACCACCCGAUUGCGCCGGGCGACUGGGUGCGCAUCACGCGCAGUCCGUACCGCGCGAGGUUCCUGAGAGCCAAUGAGCACAACUACUUCUGGGCGACCCUGACGCGACGACUGGGGUUAAGCCUGCAAGGGCGAUAA
Molecule: messenger RNA, 852 nt
Organism: Geodia barretti
Lineage: Eukaryota; Metazoa; Porifera; Demospongiae; Tetractinellida; Geodiidae
Source: the annotation of a GenBank genome assembly